Messenger RNA from Rhizopus microsporus ATCC 52813, 651 nucleotides. RefSeq lists its product as uncharacterized. The record is from RefSeq and is a predicted model, not a curated record. Lineage: Eukaryota; Fungi; Mucoromycota; Mucoromycetes; Mucorales; Rhizopodaceae. Gene Ontology annotation, molecular function: microtubule binding. The annotation marks the transcript as partial. The transcript has 2 exons. Gene Ontology annotation, biological process: cytoplasmic microtubule organization.
UUACACACACGCAGGGAGCGAAGUGAAGAUAGACGUCAGGAAACAGAGAUGUUGAUGGAAUCUCAUCUACAAUCAAUUAACGAACUAAAAAAGAAAGUAGACGAGUUGACGGUCCAAGCAGACGAAGCUGCUUCUUUAAGAGACCAAUUAGAAGAAUAUAAACAUGUCAUGGAAAAAAUGCAAAAAAUGGAAAUUACCUUGGAAAAGUACAAAAGAAAGGUGGAAGAGACGGCUGAUUUGAAAAGACAGAUUAAAGCUUUAGAAGAGCAAAACGCCAGCUUAUUAGAACGUAGUCAUCAAGUAGAGGAUGAGUAUCGUAAAGUGUUAGCGUUCAAGACAUUGAUGGACUCAUACAAAGAACAAGUGCAGCAGCUCGAGAUGGGAAAUAAGGAAAUUUUAAAGGAAAAGACAAGGCUGGAAGAAGAAUUAAAGUCAGUGGCAGAAACAUGUGCAUAUCUGGAAAGCGAACGAGAUAGGAAUAUGGAGCAAGUACAACUGCUUGAAGAGCAUAUAAAAGAACUUGAGUUUGGAGGUGGUGCUGCCUUGGAUGGAACUAUUGUCAGCCAUAGAGCAAGUAUAGAGGAAGGACUAGACGAAGAAGGAAAUACGAUGGAAGAAAACGUAAAGAAGGCCAAUUUGACAGAACUGUAG